AAAGGCUGAAGCUCACGAGUCUGUCUGGCAUCGCUGAAGGAAACCUCUGGCUGUGAGAAUGAACGUGUCGAGUUUCAGAGACUGCAAGGCAUGGAAAUCAGAAGGUCUGCCACUGUCCACCAGCAGUAAUGAGGCCUGUAAACUAUACGAUGCUAUACUGUCUCAGUAUGUGUCCUGGCGUAAUAAUGAGACACUGGGAGGAAUAGAAGGCUGUAUUACAGCCGUCAAAGCUGCAGACCUGGACUUUGUGAUGGGUCAUGUGAUCUCUACUGGGCUGGAGUUGGUGGGAACAGGAAGUUCAGUCCUACGGGACGAGAGAUUGGCCAGCGCUGUGAGGAGGACUGUGGAGUUGGCCAACACUCAGGAGCUCACGUCUAGAGAGAGGAACCAUGUGAAAGCCGUGGAGCUCUUCUCUAAAGGAGCCCUGCACAAGGCCUGUGAGGUUUGGAAGGGUAUUUUGGUGGAUCACCCCACAGACAUGCUGGCACUGAAGUUUGCCCAUGAUGGAUUCUUCUACCUGGGUGAACAGACUGAGAUGAGGGACUCGGUGGCCAGGGUUCUGCCCCACUGGAAACCGCAUAUGCCAUUCUACAGUUAUCUUAAAGGGAUGUAUUCCUUUGGGCUUCUUGAGACUCGUUUGUAUGAUGAAGCUGAAAAAAUGGCAAAAGAGGCCCUGGCUCUGACCCCUGAGGACGGAUGGAGUGUCCACGCUGUGGCUCAUGUCCAUGAGAUGAAGGCAGAGAUGGACAAGGGACUGAAGUUCAUGGCCUCUACAGAGAAAGACUGGAUGGUGUGUGACAUGCUGGCAUGUCAUAAUUACUGGCACUGGGCUCUAUAUCAUAUUGAAAAGGGUAAUUAUGAAGCAGCUUUGAAGAUUUUUGAUGAGCAGGUUUCUCGGCGCAGUGUGAAGUCUGGAGCCAUGCUGGACGUCGUAGACUCUUGUUCAUUGCUCUACAGACUAGAGCUGGAGGGUGUGAGCGUGAAGGACCGCUACCGAGAGCUGCUGCAGGUGACCCAGCCACAUACAGAAGACCACACGUUACUUUUUAAUGACCUGCACUUCCUCAUGGUUUCCCUGGGUAGCAAGGAGACCGCCACCACUCAGCGCCUGCUGGAGAGUCUCCAGGAACUAGCUAAAGACCCAGCUGAGAACCAUCAGCUCCAGAUAGCCGAGUGUGUGGGGCUGCCCAUGUGUCAGGCUCUGCUGGAGUAUGACCAGGGAAACUACAGCCAGGCCGUGGAGCUGCUCAAACCCAUCAAAGACCGCUUUGUAGAGAUAGGGGGCAGUGACGCACAGAGAGAUGUUUUCAGUCAGCUCCUUAUUCAUGCUGCCAUGAAGUCUGGAGACAAAGAACACCAACGAUUUGCCAGAUGCAUGCUGAUCGAGAGAGAUGCAGUGCGGCCAAACUCCCUGCUCACAGACCGGCUGAUCCAGAGAGCCCACUCCUUACAUGUUUAAAUUCAGACCCCAUUCCCU
Sinocyclocheilus anshuiensis is the source of this 1477-nucleotide messenger RNA. RefSeq names its product tetratricopeptide repeat domain 38 (gene ttc38). Gene Ontology annotation, molecular function: protein binding. Bases 59 to 1459 code for a protein of 466 amino acids. The transcript is spliced from 14 exons. Lineage: Eukaryota; Metazoa; Chordata; Actinopteri; Cypriniformes; Cyprinidae. The record is from RefSeq and is a predicted model, not a curated record.